This is a messenger RNA of Leptinotarsa decemlineata (Colorado potato beetle), 1657 nucleotides long. RefSeq names its product UDP-glucosyltransferase 2. The record is from RefSeq and is a predicted model, not a curated record. Gene Ontology annotation, molecular function: UDP-glycosyltransferase activity. Lineage: Eukaryota; Metazoa; Arthropoda; Insecta; Coleoptera; Chrysomelidae.
GUGUGAUACUGGGCAGAGUCAAGAUAAUAACAUAAUUGCUUGUGAAUUGAUCAUCAAAACACUUCCACUAGUUAGUCUCAAUUUGUAAACAUGGCACGAUACAAAUUGUUGUUGGUAAUUCUCACCAUACUAUCCGGAAACGUACCUAAAAGUUUUUGUGCUAACAUUCUAAUAACAGAAGAUUUACCUUCGAAGAGUCAUCAAAUAUGGAAUUACGUAGUUGCAGAUGCUCUAGUAGCCAAAGGCCACAACGUUACUGUAUUGGGGCCAAAAUCAAUUUCUACAGAGCGCCAUGAGAGGUUUCAUAGUAUAGUCCUGGAAGGUCUGACCAAGAGUGUUGCAACCCUCUUCACUCCGGAUGAGUUAACGAAAGUUGGAGUUAUCGACAAUAUUUUAUUGAUAAACAAUUUCGCUGUGUUCGCCUGCAACUACUCUGUGAAUACGGAAGGCUUCAAGUUCCUCAUGAACUACCCGAAGGAUUUCAAGUUCGACUUGAUACUCUCCGACGUCACUUUAUCAAACUGCCUUUUGCCCAUCAGUCAGAGAUUCAACUUCCCUCCAACAGCCGCUUUGACUGCGUUUAUGCUCCCACCACAUGUCUCUGAGGCAUUUGGAAAUCCUUAUCCCCUCUCUUAUUUACCUUAUGACUUACUCAAUUUCUCGGACCAAAUGAAUUUCUUCGAAAGGCUACAGAAUUAUGCGUUGGCAAGAAUGGAUACGUUCUUGAAAUACAUCUACUUCGAACACAAAAUUGAGGAGGUAGCUAGAAGUGCUUUUGGAAAUGAUAUGCGGCCUUUAGAGGAUUUUGCAAAUAGGCUUUCUUUGCUGAUCUGUAACUUAACUCCCGGAUUCCAUUAUCCACGUCCCAUCACGCCAAAUAUCAUUCCUGUGGGGGGGCUUCACAUCAACCCCAAGAAGAAAUUGCCACAGGAUUUACAGCAAAUAAUGGAUGACUCAAAAAAUGGUGUUAUUUUAUUUGCACUUGGAAGUAACUUGAGAUCUGACAGCCUUGCUCCAGAAAAGAAGAUUGCAAUUUUGGAAGUGUUCGGGCAACUGAAUCAAACGGUUUUGUGGAAGUUCGAAAGCCAACUGACUAAUGUUCCAAAGAAUGUUAUUAUACGUAAAUGGUUACCACAAACAGAAAUUUUAGCUCACCCAAAUAUGAAAUUGUUCGUGAGCCACGGAGGAGCACUUAGUACUACCGAGGCAGCGUACUUCGGGGUACCAAUUAUAGGAAUGCCAUUCUUUGUAGAUCAACGUUUCAAUAUCGAGCUGGUAGUGAGCAAAAAGUUAGGAGUCAAACUUGAAUACAGUGCUUUAACGAAAGAAUCAUUUCUGAGCAGUAUUCAAGAAAUUCUAGGGAACUCAAGGUAUUCAGUUGAAAUCAAGAAAUUAUCUGAACAAUUGAGAGAUCAGACUGAGCCGGCCAUCAAUAGAGCUGUUUUUUGGAUAGAGUUUCUCAUGAGACACAAUGGGACCCACAUUUUUGAUCCAAAAUCAAGGCAUCUUUCGAAUUUUGUAUUAUCUUCAACAGAUGUUUUACUCUUUCUUUCAGUAUUGGCGUGUUUGUUGACAUAUAUUUGCUACAAAGUUUUAUUUCUCGUUUUGCGCCGUUUAUGUUAUGACUGUAGGAAAAUAAAAAAAGAAUGAGCUUCCA